This is a messenger RNA of Mytilinidion resinicola, 915 nucleotides long. RefSeq lists its product as uncharacterized. The record is from RefSeq and is a predicted model, not a curated record. The transcript is spliced from 2 exons. NCBI's taxonomy places the organism in Eukaryota, Fungi, Ascomycota, Dothideomycetes, Mytilinidiales, Mytilinidiaceae. Bases 170 to 655 code for a protein of 161 amino acids.
UUGACAGCUUGAGCAAAAGCAGAUCGUGAGUGCUCUUGGCUGUGAGCUGCUGAGUUAUAUCAGUGCUACAAUUCAUUUUGCGCCCAACUACCUCCGUGGCUGCAGGAACGUUUAUCCUGAGGUUAUGGAUUUGCAAUGAUGGAACUUAACCAACCUGUAAACUCUAGAAAUGACAGGUACCAUAGCAGUGAACCAGAUAUUCAAUAUCGACAGCACAGUGGAAAACGCUACGCCAUCACCCCUUCCUCCCUCAAUGCCUCCUCCUAUGAAAGAGCUUGGACAUGGACCAGACCUACAUGCAACAGCCACCUACCUCCACGGCCUCAUCACGGCCUUCGAGAAAAGCGAGCCAGUGAUUCCCCAUUUCACGACAAAAGUUUCCAGGAACUACACUGAGGCGAAGGCCUCGUCCAACGACAUCCCCUUAAAGCUCACCACCCAACCCACCUGGAGUGGUCUGACUCUUUUACCGAGCCGCGCAAGCACUCUACCCAAACGGGGAGGAAAAGCACGAAAGCGGCUAGUGCGAGCAUGCCUGCUGCUCAAUCUGGCACUCUCCACCGCGCUCGGGCUCGCAGUCGGAGUUGCGAUGCGUAGAGCCGAGACAGGGCUUACAGUGGGGAAUACUUUUCUAGCCUUUUUCAUUGUGAUUUAGAAGGCUGUGUUGGUGGAUGAGAAAGCGGAGGGAAGGGAGCAUGUUGCAUAAAAUCUGCGUAAAGAGGAUUAGGAGAGUUAUGGUACGGAAGAUGGAUGGGGCUCAGGGGUUCGAUUUGUCAGCCAGAUUAGAGAUCAGGUGUUGACUAUAUCUGGAAUAGUUUUCUAUAUCUCAUGAUGUGAGUAUUCAGAGAGUGGAUAUGUCGGAGGAUCGGAGCAAAAAAGAAGAGAAAAGCCUAAAUGACAUACGUAAUAGCAGUA